AUGACCUCUGAUAAGACGCCUAUCUUCAUCACUGGCGCCACUGGCUACAUCGGGGGCGCUGUCCUCGAGCGCCUCCUCAAGCAUCCUAGUGCAAGCACGUUCGAUAUCACCGCCAUCGUGCGUAAUGAGGAGAAAGCGAAGAUCCUAGAGUCCCAGUUUCCCGUCAAGGUCGUUCGCGGAACUCAUCAGGAUUUUGACAAGCUUGAGACUCUAGCAGAAGAUGCUCAUGUCGUAUUCCAUUGCGCUGACUCCGACGACGUGCCACUCGCAAAAGCCCUCCUGAGCGGUCUCAGAAAGAGGCACGCGAACACCGGCGACCUUCCCAUUCUUAUACACACGUCCGGCGCAAGCGUCGUGACUGAUGAUGCGCGGGGCGAAUACGCGGCGGGGACCGUCUACUCCGACCUCGACCUCGAGCUGCUCAAGUCGAUCCCUGCAACCAACUUGCAUCGCAAUGUCGACCUCCUUGUUUUGGAGGCAGACACGCAGGGCUACACGCGCUCGCACAUCGUGUUCCCAUCAACCAUCUAUGGCAUCGCAGAAGGAGCGCUCUUCGAUGCGGGCGUAUCAAACCGGCAUUCCAUUCAGAUUCCGUACCUCAUCAAGGCUGCGCUAGCCCGCAAACAAGCAGGCAUGGUCGGCAGGGGCCAGGCUCGCUGGCCCAAUGUCCACAUCGACGAUGUCGCCGAUCUGUACAUCGUGCUCUUCGACGCCAUCGUGAGUGGUACAAGCGGACACGGCUGGGAGGGCUUCUACUUUGGCGAGAACGGCGAGCACAGCUGGUACCAGAUCAGCCGCGCUAUCGGCGACGCGCUUGUUGCGCUCCGCAUCUCGCAGGACCCCGAGCCCACCGCGUUUACCGUCGAGGAACUGGUGAAGUACUGCGGCGGAGAGUCUCUGUCUCGCUAUUACAGCGGUUCGAACUCGCGCCUGAAGGGGGAUAGGGGGCGUGCGAUUGGAUGGAAGCCGAAGUUCACGAUCGAGGACUUGCUGAAGAGCAUCAGGCCAGAGGUGGAGGUACUCGUUCAACAGCAGUAG
This is a messenger RNA of Trametes versicolor FP-101664 SS1, 1038 nucleotides long. Its product is annotated as NAD-P-binding protein. The record is from RefSeq and is a predicted model, not a curated record. Gene Ontology annotation, molecular function: NAD binding; oxidoreductase activity, acting on the aldehyde or oxo group of donors, NAD or NADP as acceptor. The transcript has 5 exons. Lineage: Eukaryota; Fungi; Basidiomycota; Agaricomycetes; Polyporales; Polyporaceae. The coding region runs from base 1 to 1038 and encodes 345 amino acids.